GGGGGCGAUAUAUCUGCACUGCCGGGAUUGGGAAAGAGCAGGUGAAGGGAAGAUGGGAGGAAUGAUACCGGCCAGCGAAGCGACCCCAAAUUGGGAGACGGACCGAGCGAAUGCGUUACUCCGCUUGCGAUGGACGACGAUAUAGCAUCAUUUGCCGGACUUUGCUUCCUGCGCGUCUGACCAGCGGACCAAACCCGAGACCUCUGCCCCGAGCAUAUCCUCCCGCGACGCCCUCCACACCACCAUGGCCUUCCUGCGCGACAUUCUCUUUCACGAUGCGACCACCGGCACAACACAAUCGUAAGGUCCGCCUGUGACAUCUCCGUCUAAACGCCGAGGGAAUCAUCGCGCACAUCCUGGCCCGCCAUCUCCAUCAGUAAUCGUGCCGAGCGUCACCUAUAUCGUCCCGCCGUAUCCUGCGAUCGCACGACCUACGCGUAGGCACGCUCACCAUGGACGGACGCACGUCGCACCCGGGCACGCCGAACGAUGGCUCUCGCACACCCGCGCGGUCGGCAUUAGGCGAAGCGCUGUCGAAGACGCCCGUGAGGAGAGAUUCGUUCGAUCGUGAAUUUCCUGUGCUCGACAGCACCCCGCGACGCUUUUCCACAGGUGCGGCGAGAGUACCACCGCCUGCGCCGCAAGUUUUUGCUGCGCAAAGUGUAGCCGAGGAAAUGCUCGAGGAGAAGCGUUCGCGAACGCCAAAAGAGCAGGAGCAAAUCAAGGACGCAAUGGCAAGGUUCAAGCUCUGUUCAGAUACGCCUUCGAUGGCACGCCUGGCGGCGUUGACAAGUCCUUGCUUUUUCCACAAGCGUUUCGGAGACGCAGUGAAUAUUGAGAAAGUUCUGGAAGAGGUGAAGGGAGACGAUCAGUUGUCGCAUUCUCGCCUCAUGCAGACUGCAGCCAGUGUCCGAGAAGUGUCAAGACAACUACAACGACGACCCCUCAAGCGUGCAGUACGAAAUGUCAUGAUUGUCACGAAAGCCAGAGACAACACCCUCAUAACAUUGACAAGAGAGCUGGCGCAAUUUUUGCUUGCAACUCCGAGAUAUGGUAAAGAAGUCGGAGUCAAUGUUUGGAUCGAUUCGAAGUUGCGAAGGUCGAAAAGAUUUGAUAUGGACUCUCUGCUCGCACAAGAUCCACGAUUCAAGGAUAUGUUACACUUCUGGACGCCUUCGGUUUGUCUCGAAAAGCCAGAAUUGUUCGAUUUGGUCCUGACACUUGGAGGCGAUGGCACGGUUCUCUACACGUCCUGGCUAUUUCAGCGUAUUGUGCCACCUGUACUGGCCUUCUCACUAGGGUCAUUGGGCUUCCUGACCAACUUCGAUUUCAAGCAAUACAAAGAUCAACUCAAUCGCGUCAUGGGGCAAGAUGGGAUGAGAGUCAACUUAAGGAUGCGCUUCACGUGUACAGUCUACCGUUCUGCAGCAUCACCAGUACUGCGAUCUUCUGGCGCCUCGACAACCAGCGUCUCGACAGCUACGAGUGCAUACGACGCGGUCGAAGAUGCAAAAUCUCAAUCGGCUAAGAUCGAGGGCGAAACGCAUGAGGUGCUCAACGAGUUGGUUAUUGACCGCGGUCCGAGCUCCUACAUCUCAAGUCUUGAUCUAUAUGCCAACGAAAGUCUACUCACCAGGAUCAGCGCGGAUGGCAUCAUUCUGAGCACACCGACUGGCAGCACAGCGUAUUCUCUAAGCGCAGGCGGCAGCUUAGUGCACCCAGACAUUCCGGCGAUCCUUCUGACGCCCAUCUGCCCGCAUACUCUGUCCUUCCGACCUAUGCUACUCAACGAUGAUAUGGCCUUGAAAGUCGCCAUACCAUCGACCGGCCGAGGCGGCGCUUUCGUUUCAUUUGACGGCAAAGGUCGUGUUGAGCUUGGUCGCGGCGACGAAGUUGUAGUUCGGGCUUCGCAGUACCCCUUUCCCACCGUCAUGGGCCAGCCACUGGAAUGGUUCGACAGUAUUUCCAGAACAUUGCGCUGGAACACUCGAGCUGCAGAGCAGAAAGGCUGGACUGGCGACGAUGAAGGCGACGCGGAAGAGAAGCAGGGUGAGCGAGAACCCGAAUUCGACAUUGACUUUGACGAAGACGACGAGACCGUCUCUGCCAACGAUUCUGGAUAUGGCAAUUCCGAGGCAGGGAGAAAUGGCAGAGAGGAGAAGAGGUGGAGUUGACACGAAUUGCUUACUGAAUGACAUGCGUAGAGAGAAUCUAGACGCUACAGAUCGUACUAUCCUUGUCUAGACUUAGACACGAUGUGAUGAUUGGAUGACUCCUGGUGGGACUGUUAGACCGAUGCUGUGUUUUAGCCAUAUUGCAUGGCGGGGAGGUAGUGCGCGCGGUGGAGAACAUCACUGCCACAAGUCUGCGUCAACAUCUGGGGACAACGAGGACGACGCGUCUUCAGGAGAUGGAGGCGGACCCUCUGAUCUCAUUCUAUGUAAAUACUCCUGAUUGCGAGUGCAACGAACAGCGAUGGUGUCGGUGGUGUCUAUGGGAUAUAUAACGGCCGAACAACAUGUGGAUUAGUGAGCCGCACGAGCGGCCGCAAACAGCAUGAAAUUUUAUUCUUACAAUCACGA
Cercospora beticola is the source of this 2582-nucleotide messenger RNA. RefSeq lists its product as uncharacterized. Gene Ontology annotation, biological process: NADP+ biosynthetic process; NAD+ metabolic process. The record is from RefSeq and is a predicted model, not a curated record. Lineage: Eukaryota; Fungi; Ascomycota; Dothideomycetes; Mycosphaerellales; Mycosphaerellaceae. Gene Ontology annotation, molecular function: NAD+ kinase activity.